This is a messenger RNA of Frankliniella occidentalis (western flower thrips), 1621 nucleotides long. RefSeq names its product nematocyst expressed protein 3-like. The record is from RefSeq and is a predicted model, not a curated record. NCBI's taxonomy places the organism in Eukaryota, Metazoa, Arthropoda, Insecta, Thysanoptera, Thripidae. The transcript is spliced from 4 exons. The coding region runs from base 247 to 1311 and encodes 354 amino acids.
ACCAAGUCUCUGAGGCUUUCCCUGUGUGUUUGUUUUAUUUAAAUUAUUUUUCCCAUUCCCUCGGAUCUCGCAUCCCCCGUCGCCGGGCGGGCGAGAGAGAUGCCCUGCGGAGGGCGGGAUGUUGGUCACCUUGGUGCUGUGGUGCUGCCCGGGUAGGGGGAGGGCGCACCGAGAGUACUUAGCCGGGGCACGUCGCCAACCCGCGCCAGUGUCUGCCCGACCACGGUCCACCGCACCCCAGCAGCCAUGAGGACUCAGACAACUACUUUUUUGGUGCUCGUGAUGGUGGCCAUGGUGGCCUCUCAGGCCGUCAUCACCGACUUCAACGAAUACCAGCGCAAGAAGGCUGAGUACGACGCACAGAAGAAGAUCUACGACGAGUUCCAGUCCCUCAAGUCCGUCCCCUUCCUCGCCAGCACCGACCUGAUCGCCAAGAAGCCCGUCGCAGAUUCCGCUCCUGGCACGGCAGAGCAGCUGCUGCCCAACUACGACGGCAAGAAGAUCACCUUCCGACAGGACGGCGCUCCGUCCACGGUGGAGCCCGGCAACACUCCGCAGAACUACUUCCACAAGGGCCCCAUCCCGGCCAAGAAGUCCAAGCCCGAGCCGCCGCCCAAGCCCUUCAUCGUCCCCACCGGCCCGGGCGGCUUCUUCAGCGUGGCGGCCGACGACAGCUCCACCAUCACGACGGGCGUCGAGGGGUCCGCGGGCACCGCCCCCGAGCUGACACGUGCUGCCCCAGUUGACGCCCCCGCUGCCGCCCCCGCUGCCAUCCCAGAGGUCACCCCCGAGGCCGCCCUCACCUCAGCGGGCCAGGCUCUCGCCUUCGAGUCAGCCGCCCCACCAGCGACGUCCUUCGGUGCCCAGGCGGCAGCACCACCCCCGGCCUCGCCCACGGCCUCACUCUCCGAGCUGACGGGCACCCGCGCCAUCCCGCUGCGCCCCCUCAGCCCCCAGUUCCUGUUCCCGCCCGCGCUGCCGCACUCCGACUUCCACCCCGGGCCAGCGCGCGCCAUCGUCGAGGCCAGCCCCGUCCCCGCGGCUGCGUUCGCCCCCGCGGCUGCGUUCGCCCCCGCGGCCGCGUUCGCCCCCGCGGCCGCGUUCGCCCCUGCGGCCACACCGGUUGCCGUGUUUUCCACAGCAUCUCUGCCCGCUCCCGCCCCCGUGGCUGUGCGCGUGACCGCCCCCGCCGCCCUGCCCCCCCUCGCGCCCGCCCCCGCGCCUCUGCCACUUCCCGCGAUGGCGCCGGCGGCGGCUACGCGCUUCUACCGCCCCGCCGAGAGGUACGGCCCACCCAGUUUCUUCGCGUAGAUACUCGCUUCGACCACUCGAUCACCAUCCCUUCAUCCCUUUCAUCGUGGUUCGGAGAAGUAUACUUCUCAUGCUGUAGCAUGAACGCGUCAUGACUAGCCACCUUCAUCGUCAUACAUUGUCACCCACCUGAUAAGUUAUUUUCUUCAUGUAACUAUUUAUACAAAAAAAUGUGUCUAUUGUGAAUCAUAUCAGUAUUUUUGAGGUCGUUUUGUGUGAAUUUACCAUAUCUACACAACACACAGUGUGAUAAAGACCUACAAGAAAAAUGAAAAGGGUAGAAAUAAAAUAAUCUUUUAAUGACAUGUGA